Messenger RNA from Vitrella brassicaformis, 3982 nucleotides. Lineage: Eukaryota; Vitrellaceae. The record is from the annotation of a GenBank genome assembly.
CAUGCAGUUCACGUUCAGCGAGACUCGGCAACGCAAGCGGAAGCAGUCUCUCAUCGGUACUCAUCAUCGCGAGGACACAGAUGGCCAAAAUGCCCGACCCACAACGUUUCUACGUCCCAGCCAGCCAGCCAGCCUGCCUGACUGCUCCUUCGUGUCAUUUCAUUGCUGCCGAUGGACAGCAUGUGGCUCGGGUGAGCUAACAAACGGUCGGCAAGAGCUGUCGCGCAUAGAAGGAACAACAUAAGCCGGAGGACAGGAAUGAACCUGACACGACACAAACAAACAAGCCCCACAAAUGCACUGAACUAACUUUUUGCAUUCAUGCCAUUUCCGCUUGCUGACCUGUUCGCCUGCCGCCUCUGGCGACGGCACGGUCCGAUAGAACGAAGAGGCCCCAGGAGGGGACAGAUGGCCCGCAGUCAGCCCAUCGUAUGCACCGUUGUGUCCAUCGGAGCUCUGCGUGGCGACAGGCGGCCGCUCGGGAAUGCGGCUGGUCUCGUGGACGCGCUUGUAGAACGCCUCCUUCAUGGCCCACGGGACAGACGUGUCGACGGGGGAGGGGGGCGGGACGGGCGGCAGCCUUGGCGAGGGAGGGCACUCGUCCACCGCCCCCUCUCCCUCGUGCUUAUCUCGCUGCACAGAUGAUGUCACUCCGAUGCUGCCCCAUUCUCGUCGUGGCUGGGAGAGAACGGGCCGUCUUGGUUGAUCCGCUGAUGUCGUGAGGGGGAAGACAGGUCUGGCGGUGGGUUGGGUGGGCCCUUCCGGCCUCUCUCUGACCGCAUAGACAGUAUUCGCUGUCGUGUGGUUGACGAGAGUGGCUGGGGCGCCACUGGGGAGAGCCGCCGUGCCCUCCCGGGAGACGUAGGGGACCCACCCGCGGACCCCGCCCAUUGGGGGGACAGCGAAAGGUCUGACUGGCAACAACCACACAGACCACACAUCACACAAGCGACACAUGAACUAGCUGUAUAUGGAUGUCUCUCAGACCACCGUACUCGUACUCACUCACCAGCGUCAGGGCUCUGGCUUUCGAAGCUGUCCUGCGGUCCUGCGGCAGGGAACCCCUCCUCGCCCUGAGACCCACUCACCGAGAGAGGCCCCAGAAACCACGAUAAAGGCGGCACCGAGAACGAGCUCUCGCGCCUGGACGCCAUAUCGUCCGUCACGGCUGUCGACGAUGGGGCGGCGGGUGUGGGGUCGGACGGCACCGACGAGGGCGAGAGGGAUGAGGGCGGGAGGGGGGAUGGCUCGUUGGUCAUGCUGAGGUCGUCGAUGGCCGUCUUGACGGCGUCGGAGAGGCCGAGCACCUGCGCCUGGAACACUACCAGCCGACCGAAGAAGAGGGCGUCCUCCUCAGAGCCGCUGCGGAUGUUCCUGAACGGCCCAAGAUGGCACGGUGAAAGGAACACUCACACAUAUGGAUGAGUGGCUCGUUGCUGUUUGGUUGAUCUACUUGAAGAGGUUGUUGAGGUCUUCCAUGUCCAUGUUGCCCUGGACGAUGAAACCCUCGAGCAGACGGAGGAGCGCCAAUCCGAUCGCAACAACGCUCUCAAGACCCUUAACAGACACAAAGAGACACAAUGAUACAGCGCAAAGAGCCUGUGUGUGCGUGUGUGCUGACCUCUGAGAGGAUGUAUGUCCACACAGGCGGAAUAGCAGCGAUAGGUAAAGUAUUCACAUACAGCGUGGGAAACCUGAAAACGCCCACCCACCACCGAUCCAUGAAUCCAUCCAUCCACAAGACACGGCUCCACGCACCCUUGGCGUCCCCACUCACCAUCUGGUGGCCACGGCCUGUGGCGGGUAGCUCUCCGACACAAAGUGCUCAUACAACGCCGGCAGCUCCCUCUCACACAGCCGGUCAAACGCCCCCAGCAAAUGCAGCAGCAGCCGGUUCCCCUCGCCCACGUCGUGGUUGGCAAACCCAAAGAGCUCCAUCCCGUGGAAGUCGCGCAUGAGCCGCACGAAGUACGAGAAGGCCGAUGGGGUGUCGAAGUGGGUGUAGAUGAGGAGGAAGGCCGCGAGGAAGUUCAUGCCCUGGAUGUAGCCCAGGGUGGGGUGCAGGUGGGCGAAGGCGUUGAGGAUGCGAUGCAGCGACAACUCGUGCGACGCGUCCAAAAUGCCGGGAAACGUCCUGACGGAUGAGGAGGGAGCAAGGGACAGUGGGUAUGACGGUCAAUUCUGAGCGACAAGAGGCUACCUGUGCGUGUCCCUUGCGAUAGCGUCGGUGACGCGAGUGCCUCUCACGUCGGUGAAGGGCUCAUCGCCAUACCGAUCCAACGCCUGAAGGUAAGAACAACGCGAUCCACCCAUACAGAAUCCAGGCAUUCCAUGAUGCGUGUCCGUGCACCCACCCACACCCCCCCACCCACCUGGAUGGCCUCCUGGUCCGGCGGCCCCAGCAUCUCACUCAACCGAUCCCCAAUGGCCUCGAGCCGACUCCGAUUGACCACACCCACCGUCGGCCGCACACCCCUGCCCCCACCCCCGCUCCCACUACUCAUGUCGCUCGACUGCCCAGGCGACCCGCCCCUCUCCGCACCCCCACGACCGGAGUCCGCAAGCGACCAGCCGCCCCCCACAUCCACCAGGCCGGCCAUCGGCAGCAAGUCGCUGUCGGAGGGCGUCGAUUGGAUUGGGGGUGGGGGGAAAAGAGACGGCGAGGAGCUCGACGACGGGGGUGGUUUGAGUACACGUGGGAGCGAGUCGACCGACGGCGGCAGUAGCAUCAGGUUGGGCCCGCGAGAGUGUCGCAGGCCGAGUGGGUGUGAUGGCUGGGGGGAUGAUUGGGUGGAGCGAAGAGGGGGCAGGGGGUCGGGCAGUGGCACUGCCUCAAGAUUCGGCUUCCAGUAGCUGCGGAGAUGGCGCCAAAGCUGAACCACAGACAGACAGACAGACAGACACAGACAUAAAGAGGUCGUCUCAUCAGACGUGCUGCCGUGUCCAAACGUACCUGCCGCCUCUGCACCGUUGCAUUCUCAUCAUCCUCACUGUUAUCAUCACGAUAGCGCCCUCCCCUAUCCCUCCCACCACCCAGAGAUGACGCACUCUCGCCGUCCCACUCGCUCACCAGGCCAGCGCCCAGCCGCCAGCCGCCCCACCCCCCUCCACCCCUCCUCCCUGCGGUCGGCGCAAAGCCCAUUUGACCGAGAAUCUUCUCCCACGCCGUGGUGGUGCUCGUUGCGGACCCGGCAAACGACACCGAUGGCGCCAUCUUGCCUCCCCUGCCCUUGGGCGAGUUGCUCAUGGGGACGUGCACCCAGCCGCCGCUCGAAGUGCUGUGGGGCGACACGGCGCCGGCCGAGUGCUCACGGUGCAGCGGGACGGGCUUGGGGCUCCUGCGGAUGUUUGGCGAUGGGAUGGCCGACUUGAAGGACUGUGACGUGUUGGUGUCGGUGUCGUCAUCUUUGUCGACGAUGCGGUCAUCCAUGUGUGCAGGAUAAAGGAACGAGUAAUAGCGGGUGGAGCGGCGUGCCUCUGAUGGGCUGCCCCCGGAAGCGGCGUCCGAUGGUUGGUCGGGCCACAGCUGUGAGAGGAAGGCCGAGAGAGAUGCGGUGGAGUCGCGAGCCGGCGAUGACCGCCCGGAUGAGAAAAGAGCUCUGAACACACCACCACACACCGAAAAGCACAGCAUCAGCUCUCUCCAUCCCUCCUUACCGGGCCCUCUCUCUUUUCCUCACUUUUCGCUUGGUGAGUAGGCCAAUCUAUGGUCCUGAAUGCCUCGCGCCGUCUGGCAGGUGCUCUUGUUCUUCCCCGGCGGCGCGUUCUUGUGCUUUUGCGUCACCGAAGCAGCACCUGACAUCUGCUGGGAAAUGCGGCUGCGCCAAUUCGCAACAUCAGUUCUCAGCGCGGAAGGGCUCUUGCACGUGUCGGGAGGGGGAAAAACUCCCUGAGAGAGCGAGCUUCUUCUUUAAGCUCGCAACAAAGCUCGCAGCUACGAGUGCCAUCGAAGGAGGGAAGGGAGAUCUCUCACGGAGGCGUG